AUGUCAUCAGACGAAAUACAACCAGUCAGCGAAGGGCCAGCUCCUGCUGAAGCGCAAGCACAAGCAAAAGCACAAGCACAGGCUCCGACUGCGGAACCAACUCCAGCCGAAGCUCCAGCUCCAGCUUCGAAAGCGCGACAACCCCCGAUCGCCGGCUAUCGAAACCCAAUCCACAAUCCAUUCCCAGCCUCUCUUGCCAGCGAAUGUAGAAAAGCAGGCCAAAUUAUCGAUUCGUUUGUGAAUCCCAAAUACGCUGGGCUAGAAGGCGCAAUUCCCCAGCGCAUCCUCGCCCCAGCCAAAGGACUAGUAAUCUGCAGCGUCUUCAAAGCCGGUUUCCUCGGCUCCGUCCGCUUUGGCUCUGGCUUGAUCGUAUGUCGCCUCCCUGAUGGCACAUGGUCCGCCCCCUCAGCCAUCUCGCUCGGCGGACUAGGCGCGGGGGGCCAAUUCGGCAUGGAAUUCACGAAUUUCGUCUUCGUCCUCAACACCGAUGCCGCAGUCACGACAUUCAUUAACUCCGGCACUCUUACGUUGGGCGGUAACAUCUCCAUUGCCUUUGGAACGGGCCGAAGCGCCGAGACCGCCGCUAUGAUUGGCACUAAAGGUGUUGCGGGUAUCUUUGCCUAUUCCAAGACCCGUGGUGUGUAUGGUGGGUUGACGCUCGAGGGGGGCAUGAUUGUGGAGAGGUCUUCUGCGAAUAAGAAGUUGUAUGAUCGUAAGUUGAAGGCGAAAGAGCUGCUUACGGGUGAAGUUCCGCCGCCGCCGCAGGCUGAACCGCUUAUGCGUAUUCUUAAUUCGGAGGCUUUCCGGGUUCCAUCUGGGGGUGAGCAGUCUUCGGAUGGAGAUGCGCCUGCGCCAGCGGCAGACGCUCAAACUGCAGAGACACAAGCAGCAGUCGCUCCAGCUACAGAAGCCCCUGUGGCAGAUCCCGAAACUGCAAGUGCUCCCGUUGCAGAAGCCCAGGCUGCAAAAGAGGCUCCAGUUACAGGAGUCCCUUCUCAGAAACCCGUUGAACCUGCUGCCAGCGGUGUCGUAUCUGAGCCGGAGCAACAAGCACCUAAAGCACCAAAUACCGAGACUGAUGCCCCAAAUGCAUCCGAGGAAGCCCGGGAACAACCUACAGAGCCUUCUGUUGCUCCCGAGAAUGAUGUGCAACAUAAAGCCGAGGAUAGUUCUCUCAAAGAUACUCAGGGUGCACCAAUUGAUAUCCCAGAAACGACCAAAGAGGCUUAUCCAACUACUGCAGAUGAGACGCAGCCUCCACCUCAGCCUCAUGCCGAGCCCGAAGAGUCGCCUGUGGUUAUCUCUGGUGAUACUCCCAAAGAGGCGAAAUCUUGA
Penicillium cataractarum is the source of this 1335-nucleotide messenger RNA. Its product is annotated as lipid-binding SYLF domain-containing protein. Gene Ontology annotation, molecular function: actin filament binding; phosphatidylinositol binding. Bases 1 to 1335 code for a protein of 444 amino acids. The record is from RefSeq and is a predicted model, not a curated record. Lineage: Eukaryota; Fungi; Ascomycota; Eurotiomycetes; Eurotiales; Aspergillaceae. Gene Ontology annotation, biological process: actin filament bundle assembly; actin cortical patch localization. Gene Ontology annotation, cellular component: actin cortical patch. The transcript has 3 exons.